AUCUCAGUGCGUGCUCGCCUGUCUGCCGGUGUCCACGGUAGCUGCUGCCUCGAGCCUCUGCCUCGCCAUGGCCGCCUACAAGCUGGUACUGAUCCGGCAUGGAGAGAGCGCCUGGAACCUGGAGAACCGCUUCAGCGGCUGGUACGACGCGGACCUGAGCCCCGCCGGGCACGAGGAGGCCAAGCGCGGCGGCCAAGCCCUGCGAGAUGCUGGCUAUGAAUUUGAUAUCUGCUUCACCUCUGUCCAGAAGAGAGCAAUUCGUACCCUUUGGACAGUACUAGAUGCCAUUGACCAGAUGUGGUUGCCUGUAGUGAGGACUUGGCGUCUCAAUGAGCGGCACUAUGGAGGUCUGACAGGUCUCAACAAAGCAGAGACAGCUGCUAAGCAUGGUGAGGCCCAGGUGAAGAUCUGGCGACGAUCCUACGACAUCCCACCACCUCCAAUGGAGCCUGACCACCCCUUCUACAGCAACAUCAGCAAGGACCGUCGCUAUGCAGAUCUGACCGAGGAUCAGCUGCCCUCCUGUGAGAGCCUGAAAGACACCAUUGCCCGGGCUCUGCCCUUCUGGAAUGAGGAAAUUGUCCCCCAGAUCAAGGAAGGAAAGCGUGUUCUGAUUGCAGCCCACGGCAAUAGUCUUCGGGGGAUUGUCAAACAUCUGGAGAGUCUGUCUGAAGAAGCAAUCAUGGAGCUGAAUCUGCCCACUGGCAUUCCCAUCGUGUAUGAGUUGGACAAGAAUCUGAAACCCAUCAAGCCCAUGCAGUUCCUCGGGGAUGAAGAGACCGUGCGCAAAGCCAUGGAGGCUGUGGCAGCCCAAGGCAAGGCCAAGAAGUGAAAAGCAGGCUACUGGCACAUGCCAGCAGUAGCCAGGUCCUUCCCUUCUCACUAUCUCUACCACAUCCUUCCCCCGCCUGUUCCACACACUGACCAUCGCCUUAGGGAUCACAACACGUAGCUGCAGGUGGGGGACUGAUGAUUCCUUUUCUCAUUUCUUC
This is a messenger RNA of Vombatus ursinus (common wombat), 992 nucleotides long. It is a transcript of the gene PGAM1, whose product is annotated as phosphoglycerate mutase 1. Gene Ontology annotation, molecular function: intramolecular phosphotransferase activity. The coding region runs from base 68 to 832 and encodes 254 amino acids. The record is from RefSeq and is a predicted model, not a curated record. Lineage: Eukaryota; Metazoa; Chordata; Mammalia; Diprotodontia; Vombatidae. The transcript has 4 exons. Gene Ontology annotation, biological process: glycolytic process.